UCCUCAACAUCAAGGAAUGUUUGUGAAUUUUUCAAAUAUGUGUAUAAUGGGUUAUUUAUUACCUACAAGUCGUCUCAUUUCGUCAACAUAUUGUUGAGUAAACAUUUGAUAUUCAUUAAUUAACAGUGAUCUAUAACGAAAUGAUAAAGACAACGAAGCGAUGACCACAAAAUUCAUGAGUAGGGGAGAGGAAGGUCAUCCUGUAUGUAAGCACAUUUAAUUCAUUCGGUUCAUUUGGAAUGUUCAUGGAAGCUACCAAACAAUUUAAAAAAAUGUUUACUCGUUUGUAAGUGACGACGACUUUGUUUUUGUAAUCUGUGAAAGGUGCCUACCGAGUGAGCUGAGGCCUAUAGACUGAGUAAUUAAGUAAAAGAUGAUUUUCAAAGCGAUCUUUCUCAUGGGCUUUUUGCCGAGUCUUCAAACGCAGAUAUAUUUUCCUAGCGAGAGCGGUGACCUGAUGAAUGAAGAGAAUGUUGUUGCAUUAUCUUCAAGACUGAACGUUUCUGAAACCGAACAGAGUUCCAUGUACGAAAAAUACGUUGAUCAUCUCAUAGCCGCAGGAGUUGCCAGAUUGACUCUGGAGAUCAACAAAGCUUUUAUUCAAAAAAGGAAUACUGAAAAGGAUAAUAUUGUUUUUGCUCCAAUGAGCAUGGCGGGAGCCUUAGCUUUACUAUUGCUUGGAUCCAACGGAAAGACAUUCGAAGAAUUGACUUCAGUAUUGGGUCUGACCACUGGUCUAGACAUUGAAAGAAAAUCAGAACAAGUCCAUGAACAUCUGGGCAGGAUAAUAGGCAAACUAGAAGCAACAUCCGGUAUCAAAGUCGGCGAGCAGAUCAAUUUUGCUCUGGCCGUUUUUGUACAAACCAACUAUCCCAUCAGAAGUGUUUACAAGGAAACUGCUGAACAGUUGUACCAGAGUGAAGUCCUCAACGUAGAUUUUCAAUCCAAUCCAUUCAAAUCCCAACAAACUAUCAAUGCCUGGGUGUCGGACAGAACCAACGGAAAGAUUAAAGAUAUUUUAACCGAUGUUCCGUCAGGUGCGACCAGGGUGAUUGUUGCAAGUGCCAUGUAUUUCAAGGCGCAAUGGGAAAAGCCUUUCUUUGAAGGAAGCACAGCUAGACGCCCAUUUUACACAAACGGAAGAAAAUCCCCAAGUAACGCAGAAGUGGAAAUGAUGGCUAACGGAGGAGAGUUUCCGUACUACAAAGACCCGAAUCUGAAAUGCGAAGUACUCGGCCUCCCGUACAAGGGAAACGCGAGCGUCAUGUACGUUGUGAUGCCCUUCAAUUCGGACACGAGAAAACUGAAGGAACUAGAGAACUUGCUAACAGCAGGCGACUUGGAGCGUCUAGCAGAUAGCACUGUUUACACGAGAGCUGUCCUGCUCUUCCCGAAAAUGAAAAUAGAGAGCACCACAGACCUGAAGGGUGCUUUGAAGCACCUAGGCGUUACGAGUCUGUUCGACCCUUCCCGAGCCAACUUGGCCCUACUAUCGCCCGGGGAAGGACUGGUUCCCAGCUUACCUUCGAAGAUCUCUGUAGUCGAAAGCAAUCCGCUAGCAGCCAACUUGAAUCCGGAGGACGAGUCUGUUCUCAUCUUCAGCAGAUUCGGAAACACGGUCAACUGUUCAAGUAUAUUCGACAAAUCCAGCAACAUUUCCACAUGCCAAGAAACCGUCAAUGGGAAUAAAACAGUUACGUAUAAAAAAUUCGGCACGAAAGUUGGUCUAAGGGUGACUAGGAAAAUCGACCAACUCUCCCAAAGGCAGACAGUCGACAAUCUCAGGCAAAUUAUCAAUCAGCAGUCGACAGAUAAUCACUAUCAGAAUCCCGGUUUGUAUGCUGAUAAAAUCAUUCACAAGGUGUAUAUGGACAUCACGGAAACCGGAACCGAAGCGGCCGCUUCCACUUCAGUUGGUUUGUCGAGAGACGGCACCCGAGUAACGUUUCGAGUGGACGUGCCCUUCUUUUUCUUCAUCAGGCACGAAGAAACAAAGGCUAUCAUGUUCUGGGGCUCUGUCAACACGCCAACUCCAAGUUUUGGUAAAAACUGAAUGUGUGAUGUUUGUCUCUUGUUUUGUGAGUUACACUAGAGAUACUUCUGCUGGCAAGGUUCUCAUCGACAGAAAAAAAGUGUUAAGAACUUGACUUGGACUUGCAGAAAAUUUAGGAUAACAAAAUGCAAAAUUGUGAUUGAACUCUCAGUUAUUACAUUCCAUUUCUUUCAUUAUAUUUUCUUGAACUUCAUAUAUUUCCAAUAUAUCUAUUAAAAACACUUUGCUCAUACCGGACAAAAACAUUGUCUUAUAAAAUAUCUCAUAUUUUUUUUAUUAUAUACUCGUAUCUGUAACGUUUCUCAUGAAUGAAAACCGUAAUAAACUUUGUGAAUUACCUACUUACUUGUAGUGUCGGCCAAUUGAGGUUAUAUAAAUUUAAAUGAAGUGGUUUGAUAUGACAGUUUAUAUACAGAGAUAUGGCUCAGAGAUAUGUUUUGUGUUCACAAUAAUUGUAUCCUAUCACUUGUCAACUUAGGUCACUGUUCCUUUUUUUCACCAACACUAAUCUUCUGGGAUUCCCUGAACCAAUCAGUGAUGUCAUUUGACAGCGUUUACAAUUAAUUGGUGGAUUCAUUUGAAUAAAGAGUCAUGGGAAUUCCUUUUAAAAUAUAAAAAACUUGACAAUUUUGGAUUUUUAUUUUUUCAACUAAUGUUUCGUUAUAGAAAAUAUUACAAAAUACUGUGAAAAUUGAAAAGGUCCUGUAAAUGUCAUUUUUCUAAUUAAAUGUAAAAAAUGUUGGAAAUAUGUAAGCUUACAUGAAAUAUAUGCAGAAUUUGAUGUAGAUUAUAAAGUAAGUUCAUGUUGACGCAAUCGCCGUAGUUCCUUGAGAAUCAACCUGUAUGUUUCAGUUCCUAACUUGUUGCUUACAUCUAUGCUUCACAACUCAUUUUCAUUAACAGGAAAUUGAAGUAAAGGUGUUAGUAAGUUUAAGGAACUUUCCAAACUUUAAAAAAUAAAAUGUAACUUGUAUUUA
Molecule: messenger RNA, 3030 nt
Organism: Leptinotarsa decemlineata (Colorado potato beetle)
Lineage: Eukaryota; Metazoa; Arthropoda; Insecta; Coleoptera; Chrysomelidae
Product: TBC1 domain family member 15/17
Molecular function (GO): serine-type endopeptidase inhibitor activity
Source: RefSeq, a predicted model, not a curated record